CGUUCCUACCACUACCCUCACCCUUUAUAAAAAUAGGGCUCACAUUUCAUUUCAAAACAUAACAAGCUCUUCAUCUUCACAAUGGCUAGCAAGUCUCAUCAAGAAGCAGAUCCCAAUGCUAUCAUAGCAAACGAGGGAGGUUUUAUAUUUAAACCCAAAGCAUUUAACAUUGUAUGGGGAAGUGACACUCGUUAUUGGCGCAUUCCUCGCUCACCUAUUCCAGAUGAGCAGGAAGCAGCAGAGCUGAUUCAGGUAUCUUGGUUGGAAGUAACGGGUUCAGUGAAACUAGAGCCUUCAACCAGAUAUGAAAUCAGCUUUAAACUCAGCUUCAGAAGGGAUUCUUUUGGAUGGAGCGGGGCACCUAUUUUCUUGAUGGCCAAGGUAGGGAAGAAAGGCAAGUACAAGUGGAAAAGGCUCAAGGAACUAGACAACUUGCCUAAGGACCCCAUUAUGGUUCCAACCGAUGAUUCCUUCACUAUCGAACCUAUUCAAGACAUACCCGACAAAAGGCUUUAUUUUGGUUUGUAUGAAGUCUGGAGUGGGAAAUGGAAGGGAGGUUUGAAAGUUCAUGAAGCCAUCGUCAAGAAAUUAGGUUAACAACUGAAUCCAAUCCAAUCCAGACAGGCAUUUAUUUGAUUCUGUUUUUAUAGAAACAUAUAUAAUUAUAAGCUGCUGCUUUUAGUUUGUGUUUAACAUUGAAAGGACUCAAUAAUGUAAUAAUAACGACAAUAGUUGGUUCCUGUCA
Molecule: messenger RNA, 745 nt
Organism: Gossypium raimondii (Peruvian cotton)
Lineage: Eukaryota; Viridiplantae; Streptophyta; Magnoliopsida; Malvales; Malvaceae
Product: protein PHLOEM PROTEIN 2-LIKE A9
Exons: 3
Coding region: 82-597 (171 amino acids)
Source: RefSeq, a predicted model, not a curated record